AGUGCUCAGGCGACAUGUAUUACUUUAACCGCUAUGAGUGUGGAUCGAUACCAAGCAAUCGUUUAUCCUCUGAAGUCGUUACGUAACAGAACACCGCAGAUAGCCCUUCUCGUCAGCAUAGGCAUAUGGACGUGUUCAGCGUUGCUGGCCAUUCCGGUCGCGGUGUAUUUCGACGCUGUCCAGAACACGAACGGCGAAGUCACGCGUUGCAAGGAGGUGUGGCCGAACAAGAUGAUGUUCCCCGGAUACGCUAUCUACACAUUCCUUCUUGUGUACGCCAUUCCGCUAAGCAUUAUCAGUGUGUGCUACACCAUCGUGCUAACCCGUCUUUGGAAACAGAUACAACCUUGUGAGGAGACGCGAUCAAGCGCACAGACGCGCUUCUUAAACCAAAAACGACGCAUCACUCGCAUGGUUCUCGCCGUCAUCAUAGCGUUCGCCGUUUGCUGGUUGCCGCUACACGUCAUCAACCUGUGGCAGCGACUCGACGAGGACUUCCCUCAAAACGAACUCACGCUGGCAAUGCAGACGACUGCUUACUGCAUGGCGUACGCAAAUUCCUGCGUGAAUCCUUUCGUGUACGCCUUCGUCGGAGGACGCUUUAGGGAACGUGUGAGGAAAGCGUUUCCUGCGUUGUCAAGCAGAAAGCGUUCACACACAGACGCCCUUAUUUUAGAGAACAUUGGUAAACAUGACGAAAUACACGAUGAGCAAAGGCAUAGUCUGAUUACUUCAAAUGUAACGCAAAGAGAAGCAGUAUAACAUUUCAUCGGAUAUACCAUGAACAAUUAAGUUAUAUAUAUAUUAUUAAAAAACGUUUGUGUUUAAUAUUAUUGAUGCAAUACCGUGUUAAUUAUCACAUUCAUGUUCACAUAGAUAACAUUGUGUACCGCUUAUGGUAAUCUAAUACAGCUUACAAUGAUGCAUGCUCUUUUCAAAAUUACUUAAAUGAGUGACACCUAAAAGCUUGCAUUACUUUCUUGGUAAUUUUAAAUGUUAUUCAGUCAUUUCAAAUUUUGAGUUUAUAAUGAUUUUUAAUGAAAGGUGCGAUUGGAUAUCAUAUAAAAAUACCAGAUAAAUUUCUACGCAAAAAGUGUGUUUACGAUCAAACCUAUGGAAAUGGAAAAAAUAGUCUUUUUCUAUUUCAAAAAUUGUCAGGCAUAAAAUUCAUCAAACGUUUCAGUACAGUUCAUAAGAAUACAUUAUUUUCUAAUAUACCAUUAUAACAUUA
Molecule: messenger RNA, 1231 nt
Organism: Lytechinus pictus (painted urchin)
Lineage: Eukaryota; Metazoa; Echinodermata; Echinoidea; Temnopleuroida; Toxopneustidae
Product: G-protein coupled receptor 54-like
Exons: 2
Coding region: 34-762 (242 amino acids)
Biological process (GO): neuropeptide signaling pathway
Cellular component (GO): plasma membrane
Molecular function (GO): G protein-coupled peptide receptor activity
Source: RefSeq, a predicted model, not a curated record